Molecule: messenger RNA, 2121 nt
Organism: Oncorhynchus gorbuscha (pink salmon)
Lineage: Eukaryota; Metazoa; Chordata; Actinopteri; Salmoniformes; Salmonidae
Product: BRO1 domain-containing protein BROX-like
Source: RefSeq, a predicted model, not a curated record
AUGGCCUUCAAUGUUGCAAUUUGGCAUGCCAAGUUUGCCUCAAGACUUGCAGGAAAGGAAAAAAGCAAAAGAUGUCCACAGGAGCCUGAAAUUUGCUGCUGGCAUUUUCAAGCACCUCAAGUGACGAUUGCCAGAGCGAUUGAACUCAAGCAUAACGCCACUCUCAUUGCAGCCUUGGCCUUCGAGACCGCAAACUUCUACCAGAAAGCUGACCACACACUGAACACCCUGGAACCAGAGUGCAGCAGUAAGUGGAGGAAUUACCUCCAGCUGAAACAGCACUUCUACAUGGCCUAUGCAUAUUGCUACCAUGGACAAACUCUCCUCGCGAGCGACAAGUGUGGCGAGUCAAUAAAAUCGCUCCAAGAAGCAGAAAAGUGCUACUCCAGAGCCGAGGCUCUGUGCAAAGAGUACCGUCAGACCAAAGGGCCGGGUAGCACAGCCAAGCCCUCUGAGCAGCUCUUCUUCACCAUGCUGGGCCUGAUCAAAAAUACAUUGCAAAAGUGGAGAGAAAAUGGAUUCAUAUACUUUCACAAGGUCCCAGCCGAGGUGCCCCAGCUAGAGCUGAAGGCUAGCUAUGGCCUGGCCGAGCCAAUAUCCUUUGAGUUCCCAGCCGUCAGCGAGCAGUGCACCCCUGAAGUCUACACCACUUUUGACCUCACCAAGGGGGCCAAAGCUGAGAAGGCCAAACCCAAGCAGGAAGAAGAGGUUAAGCCAAUGAAGGAACCAGAUUUGAAGCCUCAGAAAGAUACAGGCUGCGUCAUAUCAUAAACAGAGGGGGGGGGGGGGUGACAAGAAAAACAUGACUGCAUGGAUUUAUUGAUGCAUUGGUUUGUUUUAUCUGUACUGUUUUAUGAUCAGUGAUUUACAGUAGCAUGACCAUCUGUUGUAGUGCAUUUUAUACAUAGUUGUUUUCUAUUUUUUUAUGUUCAUGAUCAAAUAUUAUUGGGCCAGACUUUAUAUUUGAAAUGUUCUCUCACUAGUCCUGUUGGGGAUUUUGGAUAUUUAUUUUUUUGCUGUCAUUUAAGAAACGGACAAUUAAUAUAGCAAGAACUUAUGACACUCCACGAUGAUUAUCCAAUCAUUUGUAUGUUUUCAAUUUAAUUUUUCAAUCGCUGAGAUUCUCUAAUUGAAUCAGUUUUUUUGCAAGUGAAAGGACACUGUACACACAGGAUCACAUUAUUCAUACCCAAGGCUAGUCAUUAUUGGGUAUGGCCUGUAUUUAUGAUAAUAACCAUUGUUUAAUAUUCCCCUCUUUAUUGGAGACUUGAGGAAUAGGCGGUGCUUGUAUUGGGUCAAAAUAACCUGAACAAGGCUGGCUGUUCAGUAGGAACAUGGAAUAUCAUCUUGGAAGUUCUCAGGAAAGCUCGAUGUUCUAAAUAUAAAUGUCAUGCAUGACGGCUCUGCAUGAGAGAGGAGCAGGCCUGUUUUACACAAAAUCUUUGAACGUUCCAUAACAUUGUGCCCUAUGGAAGGUGAUGUAGGUCUUCCUGACACUCAGAAAUGUGUUGUAAAAAAAACUCUUGACUAGUGGCCAUGGUUGCUGGUCUAAAAGAUUAACUUCCAGUGAAACUGGAGGGCGCGCAAUUCAAAAUAUUUUUCCUCUGGCACAGGUUUCAUAUGUUCACAUAUAACGAUGAAAUAUUCACUUACUUUUUGAAAAUCAUCCUCUGAUUUGUCAUCUAAAGGGUCCCUCUAUAACAUGUAGUGUCAUUUUGUUAGAUAAUAUCCUUCUUUAUAUCCCAAAAAGUCAGUUUAGUUGGCGCCAUCGAUUUGAGUAAUCCACUCGUUCAACUUGUAGAGAAAAGAAUCUGAAAAUCUACCCCUAAACUUCGUUUCAACAAGUCAAAAUAUGUUCUAUUUACUCAUUAGAUACCGUAAAAUGUAAUCAAACUAUAAUAUUUAUUUCGGAAAGAAGUAUGUUCAAUAGGAAACCGGUUUUAGCAGGUGUGUAAUGUCUUCAUGGUGCGCCCAAACACAAAUUUCCAAGACGUGUCCUUCUAAAACUGAUAUUUCUCAUUUGUUUUUAGUUACAAGCCUGAAACCUUGAAUGUAAACUGCUGACACCCUGUGGAAGCCAUAGGAAUUGCAUCCAGGGAGCUAAUAUUCAAUAUGACCUUU